Amoebophrya sp. A120 is the source of this 2082-nucleotide messenger RNA. The record is from the annotation of a GenBank genome assembly. Lineage: Eukaryota; Dinophyceae; Syndiniales; Amoebophryaceae.
AUCUCACUGGCUUCAUCCAGUCAGACAGAGCUGAUAACAAGUAGCCCAGUCGAGGGCGGAGUAGAUCAGGUCAUCGCCAAAUGAUCAAUUUGAACCUGUACCGGCCCCCUCGCUGCUCGAACAUAAAGACAUUGAAUCGACAAUCGUCUCGCCUGCGAAGACUACACAGUGUUUUGAAAGGAGGUACAACUACACUUCUAUCCAAAUAAAGUGGUACCCGUUUCCGUCGUCAAAUCGCACGACCCAUCAGUCCCUGAAAACCAAUCCUUAAAAAAGAAUGUCGGGUUGCCCCGUCUGCCUGGAGGACUAUGACACGGCGGACAACCGGCCAUUUGUCUGGCCCAGCUGCGGACACGGGGUCUGCCGCCACUGUCUCUCCCACAUAGAACACAGGGAGGGCACGCGGAACCCCAAAUGCCCCACGUGCCGAGUGGCCGGCUGUCGCCCCUGCUUCAACCGCCAACUCGCCGACUUCUUGGAGGAGAGAGCUGCGGCAAAGGAGGAAAGUGGCCAGAAUGUUGGUACAACUUCUUCUUCUUUAUCGCCGCAGAAUAGUACAGCUCUACUUAGCAGCAGGAGUAGCAGAACGGAGGGAAAGAAAGUUCGCAGACUGCUCCACCUUCUGUUUUACCACCUUAUCGACGCCGUGGGCAACUGUUGUCUUCUCUUUGGCUAUCCUGAGUAGAAACACGGCCCACGGCACGAGGACCCCAGAGGUGUCAUGCAGAUUUGCAUCUAGAAGUACAGGAUUUGGAGCAUUUAUAAUUGCACACGACCCGCCCCAUGAGGGGCAAAAGCAUUUCUGGUCGACGUGUUUUCGCAUUUGUACUUACGCUGUAAACAAGGUGUGUGAUGCGGCUGUCCUUUCUAUUAACCAGCACUACACUUCUGCAGAAAGAAACUGGAUGACAUACGUGACUCCCGAGCAAGCUUUGAGAUUUUUGUUGCAGAGGUGGUUCCAACUUGAUGACUUUGGGGUGUCGUGGACGUUUUCUUUUUCACAGGAUACGGGCUUUAUGAUUUUCGUUGGGGUGAUAUGGAGAAAAAAAAGUUUGUCACAGUCACUAACUUGCAGGCUUUGCAUUACAAAUUUUCUCAGCAUCACAAACUUUCCUUGUAUUGCAGAAACACUAGGGAAAUCCCUAAUAAAGUUUGGCUAUGAUGCAUUUUGACGCAUGACAAACAAUUUUGUAUUGCAAAAAUACGCAUGAGUGAUCGUGACGAACUUUUUUUCUUUGAUAGGUGAUCUUUAUGACGGGCUCCCGAACCAACUCGUAUGCAAAUGCAAUGCAAAUAUGAUGUCUGGACGAGCUGGGUCCGGAUCUGUCCUGCGAUUGCGAAAUUUCAAGGGCAACCAGAUCUGUAAUGCCUGGAUAGGUGUGGCAUUCGGAUUCGCAUUCGCAUUGCCAAUGGGCAGCUUUUUUGUCGUGUUGGGAGGGAGUUUGGCAUGCGUUUCAUUACGAAUAAAUCUACAAAAAGCCACGUCGCAAAAGAACUUCUGAUGCUGCUACUACACCGUAAUAUCGAAGCGGCCACUCAGCAGAGCAAGUAUCAACAUCGCAAAUUUCCAGAUCCAGAUCGAUAAUUUGCAAUGCAUAGUUCGAGCAAUUCUACCAUCGCUCGUUUUGGGAGAAGAUACUCAGCGGAAAAGACGGCCUACUUGAGUCACUGCGCGGCAUCGGGACCCUACUUCUUUUCCUCGGGAGGUGUUUCUGGGCGUUCUAUGAGUACCUCCACGCGGGAGUUUUUUUCGUGUGGAACCUGCUUUCCGAGCACGCUGCUUCCGCGUGGAAUUUCCUGUACGACCUGGGUGGCCUUCUACCCGGAGCCUGUCACCCGGAGGGAGGCACGCGUUUCUAUCCCAGAGAAAAAAGCAGGCAGGGCAUAUUGGCAAAAAUAAACACACAGCAGAAAAAUCUGUCAUGGGCGGCCCGUUGGCGUGCUGCUCAGGAUGCGCAGUGCUGAUGUAUUAAUUUUGCAUUUACAAAUAUGACCUGCCUGCUUUAUUUUUUCUGUGUGAUGCUUUCCACUGGAACACUGUCCGGAUCCUCGGAGACAUGGAUGCCUGUUGGGAGUUUGUGA